AUGCUGUUUGCUAGCAAACUCUGGUUGACAAGCGAUCAAACCAAUUCGCUGAACAGUCUUCAAUCCAAAGGAGAUGCUGAUGCUGUUGUAAGAGAACUCACUGAUUUCUAUAGGAAUUUGCGAGAUAAAUCUCGUGCCUCACUUCGUGUACAGUCAACGUGCCGUGCGAUUCUCUCAGAUGAAGUCGGCCAAGGGGGCGUUGAAGAACUCAUCUCAAUGAAGGCGAAAGUGGUACCCAAUGCGGAACUCGUCGCCAAAUUGAAUUCACUCUUCAGAAACGUGAAAAAUUCCGACGUUACAGCCAUACAGCCUUUAUGUGUGGCUGCUUAUGAAGACUCCCAUGUGCCCACUGCUAAUGACUCUCAACGUUUACGCAGAAGGGUCGAACAAGCCGCUGCUGCCUGA
This is a messenger RNA of Cooperia oncophora, 405 nucleotides long. NCBI's taxonomy places the organism in Eukaryota, Metazoa, Nematoda, Chromadorea, Rhabditida, Trichostrongylidae. The record is from the annotation of a GenBank genome assembly.